AUGGAAGAGGGUCGGGCUGGGAGCUUCUUUAAAUACCCUUACACUAUGUUCCAAAUAUGGAGUUCUACUCACUUUUUUUCCAAAUUCAAGAUUUGCGAGACAUGCCCAGGCGCUCAGCUUCUUGUCUAUGUAAAACACUCACCUCAAUAUGGCAAAUGUGUGGAUACAUGUUCCGAAGGACAAGUACCAGAUUAUGAAACCAAUUUGGUGCAAGCUCGUUGUGUUCUCCGCGAGGAACGAUGCGGAUUGGGCUAUUAUUUAAAUUCUAUAGGGAAAUGCGAUCAGUGUGAUCAAGCUUGCGCAACAUGCCAUGGUCCAGGCUCUUUAGGCUGUGACACUUGCGCAGUGGGAUACGGAAAUCGCUCCACAGGCUAUUGCAGGCAAUGUUGUGGGGAAGGACAGCAACAGUCUCAAACCUACCGAUGUGUUGUGGUCAUUGUUUCCCUAUUUGGAACUGUAGGAUAUUGUCUCUUUAGGGAUGAUCGCAGUCAAAUCGAUUAUACACCUCUGCCUCACUACAAUAGCCAUACGGAAGAAGUGCAUAUAUUGGACUCCGACUCAGACAACGAAGAAGAUCCCGUCUUUGAUGCCAAACGCAUGGAAAUUUGA
Messenger RNA from Strongylus vulgaris, 609 nucleotides. The record is from the annotation of a GenBank genome assembly. NCBI's taxonomy places the organism in Eukaryota, Metazoa, Nematoda, Chromadorea, Rhabditida, Strongylidae.